Molecule: messenger RNA, 1494 nt
Organism: Danio rerio (zebrafish)
Lineage: Eukaryota; Metazoa; Chordata; Actinopteri; Cypriniformes; Danionidae
Source: RefSeq, a predicted model, not a curated record
ACAGGAUGCUUGUAAAUGACUGUUGUUGUCCUGCAGGAGUCUGGAGGUGAGAACCCAGGUCCUCAUGCAUCUCCUGAAGAAAGGAAAGAGAAAGUUCCCAGUCCUCAUCUGAGUCAGCUGGUUAUCCUGACUGCCACCGACACGCUGUACGGCCUGGCUGAGAGAGUCGUCGCCACUGAAUCACUAGUUUUUCUUGCGGAGCAGUUUGAGUUUCUUCAGCCUCAUCUGGACACCAUGAUGCCUUCAGCCAAGAAGCCGUUCCUGCAGCAGUUCUACUCACAGACUGUAUCAACGGCCAGCGAGCUCCGCAAGCCCAUUUACUGGAUCGUGGCAGCCAAAGCCAUAGAUUAUGAGCAGAUGCUGCUGCUGAUGGCUGGAGUGAAAUGGGACAUUAAAGAGAUAAUGUCACAGCACAACGUCUACGUGGAUGUCCUUUUAAAGGAGUUUGAGAAGUUUAACCUGAGGCUGGGAGAUGUGUCAAAGAUCGUGCGGAUUCCUCUGCCUGUGUCUAAUGUGUUAUGGGAGCACUGCAUCCGUCUGGCCAACAGGACAUUAGUGGAGGGCUAUGCUAAUGUGAAGAAGUGCAGUAAUGAAGGACGAGCGCUGAUGCAGCUGGACUUCCAGCAGUUCCUCAUGAAGCUGGAGAAGCUCACCGACCUCAGACCCAUUCCUGACAAGGAGUUUGUGGAGACCUACAUCAAAGCAUACUACCUGACUGAAAACGACAUGGAGCAGUUUAUCAAGAACCACAGGGAGUACUCGAUGAAGCAGCUGACUAACCUGGUCAACGUCUGCCUCGGGUCCCACAUCAACAAGAAAGCACGACAGAAACUCCUCGCAGCCAUUGAUGACAUUGACCGGCCCAAAAGAUAAAUCACUGUCAUCAAAAAUACACCACAAAAGUCACACACACCUACACUGUUACGCGUCCCGUAUCUGUCUUGCGUGGUCUGCAGUUUGUUUGUCAACCAUGAAAACGUUUACGGUUUCUGUUUGCGUUUUGUUAGGAAUGUAAGCAGGACGUGCUGUGACUACAUAUGAAGCGGCUGUAAAAGAUAAUGGGUAAUGAAAGUGUUAUCAGCAUCACUUGAAUCACAACAUGAGUGAAUGUCUCAGGCGCUGUUAAACCCUAAUUUAAGCAGAGCUGUGGAUGAGCAGCUGAAUUUUUCCUUGUUGAGGAAUAUAUGAGGGUUUUGUAGCAUGAGGCUUUUUAAUAUGGUAUAAAGACGUCCUUUAAAGGGACAGUACACUCAAAAAUGAAAAUGUUGUCAUUUAAUCAUCUUCCACUUAUUCCAAACUUGUAUGGGUCACUUUGUACUGUUGAACACAAAAGUAGAUAUUCUGGAAAAUAUUUGUAACUGGUAGCCAUUGACAUCUAUUUCAUUGGGUGUUAAUAGCUACCAUUUUACAGCACAGUUUUAAAGAGUAACUUACUAAGUUUUGGAUUUCACAUUUUUGACUGAACUAUCCUUUUCAAAGAACACUCCACUUUUU